Trypanosoma conorhini is the source of this 2562-nucleotide messenger RNA. Its product is annotated as putative vacuolar proton-ATPase-like protein. The record is from RefSeq and is a predicted model, not a curated record. Gene Ontology annotation, biological process: proton transmembrane transport; vacuolar acidification. Gene Ontology annotation, cellular component: vacuolar proton-transporting V-type ATPase complex; vacuolar proton-transporting V-type ATPase, V0 domain. NCBI's taxonomy places the organism in Eukaryota, Euglenozoa, Kinetoplastea, Trypanosomatida, Trypanosomatidae. Bases 1 to 2562 code for a protein of 853 amino acids. The transcript has a single exon. Gene Ontology annotation, molecular function: ATPase binding; proton-transporting ATPase activity, rotational mechanism.
AUGCCACGUGAGGGGGCAAGCGGUUUGUGGCGCUCGGAGGACAUGAUUCGCCUUGACGUCAUCACCCAGCGGGAGGUUCUGUACGACACUGUGGUCUGCGUUGGGCUGCUUGGAAAGGCGCAGUUUGUGGAUGUGAACGGCGGCGGGGCCGCCUUUACGCGGCCAUACACGGCCGAAAUUCGUAGAUACGAUGAGCUGGAGCGAAAGCUCUCUAUAAUCAACGUGGAGCUGGAGGGGGAGACGGACCUGAGCAUGCAGGGUCCCCCCGCAUUGGGUACCCCCGACCAUUUAAGAAGACUUCUCUGCGGCACCGUGCUUGAGGAGGAGGAGAAGGUGGAUGCCUUGCUGGAAGACCUAAAGACGGUGAAUGCCUCGCUUCAGGACCUGCGACGUGAGAUGAACUUCCGCCUGGAAUUGUCUCUGCUGCACACGCGGCUGCAGGAUCUCUUGCCAUCUCACCUCUCGCAACCUUCCGAUGCGCUCCUCCAGGCACCGCACUUGCUAGGGAUGGUGGAUGCAGCCCGAGCGGAGGUUAUUUACGCAAUGACGUACCGCGCAACCAAAGGCAACGCCCUCGUCGAGCUGGAUAACAAGCAUGCAAUGCUCCUUGAUCCAUUGACUGGCGAGCGAUGUGUUGCCAAAAUCCCCUUCGCGGUAUUUACCUCCUCGCCUGCGGUACUUAAGCGGGUGGAGCGUCUCAUUCUCAGUCUUGGGGCGACCAUUCACACCCUGAGAGAGGUCUCGGAGGCCAGGACGGAAGAACAUGAACAUGAAAUGGGAGAGCUGCAACACAUGUAUGAGCGGAUGCAGCUGCGCAAAUCGGAGCUGCUUCAGAAGCAUGCUCUCAUGCAUUCUACUUUUCUUCGGGUUGUUCAAAUGAAGAAGCAUAUUUUCUUAACCAUGAAUUUGUGUGUUGUGCGUGGUUCGACAUGUACUGCCUCUGUAUGGAUUCCAAGAAGGCAUGAAGAGGCCCUUCGCACGGCUAUAAGGGAAGCCGUGCAUACGGCUGCAGGCAAUGUGGCUUCCGUGGUUGCACCUCACCCUUCACAAAGUAAUCCGCCUACUUUUUUUGAAACCAACAAAUUCACGCGCGUUUUCCAGAGCAUUGUGGAUAGUUAUGGUACAGCACGAUACAAGGAAGUAAAUCCAGGUGUUUUUACCAUUGUAACCUUCCCGUACUUAUUCGGCAUUAUGUAUGGUGAUAUUGGUCACGGCAUACUAUUGCUCCUUUUUGCCCUUUACUUUGUCUUGAUGGAAACCCGUUGGAGCCACUGCCACUUGAAUGAAAUGCUUGCCAUGCUUUUUGGUGGGCGCUAUCUUUUACUGCUGAUGGGACUCUUCUCGAUUUACAUGGGGGCUCUCUACAAUGACUUCUUUGGGUUCUCGGUGGGUUUUUUUUCUAGCGCCUAUGCGUGGCCCCCGAUUGGCGACCAAAAGGGGACCGUUCACCCACUCGGUGGGAACAAUCGGACGGGUGUUUACCCAGUGGGACUUGACGUUGCGUGGACAGAGACAGAGAACAAGUUGGAAUUUUAUAACUCCGUCAAAAUGAAGUGUGCAGUCAUUGUUGGGGUGGUUCAGAUGCUCACAGGAAACGUGCUCUCGCUUCUUAACCACAUACACAACCGUGACCUUCCCAAGAUUUUUUUCCUCUUCAUCCCUGAGUUGCUGUUCCUGCUUUGCACUUUCGGUUACAUGUCGCUUCUUAUUGUGAUAAAGUGGUGUGUCAGUUGGGAGAACACAAGUGAGGCGCCAAGUAUCCUGGAAACCAUGACGAACUUCUUCUUGCAGCCUGGCACUGUGACGCAGCCCCUUUAUAAGGGACAGAGUUUGGUUCAGGUCAUACUACUACUUACCGCCUUUGCCAUGGUUCCUGCUAUGUUAAUUAUGAUGCCUCUCCUCGAGGCCCGUAAACACCGAGGGGCGUCUCGGGGGUAUUGUUUAUUUACGGACAAUCUUUCAUUACCGGUAAUAAGCAGGGAUACGUCAUCUGUGGAUGGGGAACAAACCGUUACUGUUUCUGUAGAGCAUCGGAAUGAUCCCUCUUCAGUUGUUCUAGAAGGUGUGUGGAGAGCUCAUUCAGAUGCAGUUGCAGACCGGGAUCGCGUUGAGGACACAUCUGCUUGGCAUGUUCCGCACUCUACUGCUGACGCACCUUCUCAUGCUGCUGCUGCUGGUGAUGUGGAGACGGGUCAUCCUUUUGACCUCUCCGAGGUUAUUAUUCAUUAUAUGAUACACACUAUCGAGUAUGUUCUUGGUUGUGUCUCGAAUACGGCAUCGUAUCUUCGUCUAUGGGCCCUUUCGUUGGCGCACGCCCAGUUGUCUGAGGUCUUUUUCACCUUUGCGGUGGUAAAGACGCUUGCCGUGGACACAACAGGUGUUCUCAUUGCCGCAGGCGUCGCUGUCUGGCUGGGGGUGACGCUGGCGGUGCUUGUAGGCAUGGAGGCCCUUUCUGCCUUCCUGCAUGCGCUCCGUUUACAUUGGGUAGAGUUCAACAACAAGUUUUACGUCGGUGAUGGCGUGAGUUACGAACCAUUUGAGCUGCUUGGCUCUGUGGACUAG